This is a messenger RNA of Gopherus evgoodei (Goodes thornscrub tortoise), 3752 nucleotides long. Its product is annotated as E3 ubiquitin-protein ligase TRIM21-like. Lineage: Eukaryota; Metazoa; Chordata; Testudines; Testudinidae. The record is from RefSeq and is a predicted model, not a curated record. Gene Ontology annotation, molecular function: protein binding.
ACCCUGACACUCAUGUGCUGGGCAAGAUUAAACUGCAGACAGCAGUGGAGCUCCUGAAAAAGCAGACGGAGGAAGCUUGGGAGCUGAAAUACCAGGAAGGAAAGAAGACAGCUGACUGGAAGGCGAAGACGCACUAUCAGAGAAUGUGCAUCGAGAUUGAAUUUGAGAAGCUGCACGAGUUCCUGAAUAAGGAAGAGGAGCAGCUGCUGCGGAAACUGAGGAAGGAGGAGAAAGAGACCCUGAAGAAGCUGCAUGGGAAUAUAAUAAAGCUCUCAGAACAGUGCUCCUCUCUGCAGAAGCUGAUCAUGGAGAUAGAGGAGAAGUGUCAGCAACCAGCUGCCGCAUUGCUGAAGGAUGUGAAACACACAUUGACCAGGAGUGAAAAUAUUCAAGUGCAGGCUGAAGCUGUGUUUACUGAACUGAAGAACAUAUACCACAUUCCUAGCAUUGAUAUUAUUGACAUUCUAAGGAAAUUCAAAGUGGAUGUGACUCUCGACCCAGACAUGGCUCAUCCCAACCUCAUCCUGUCUGAGGACAGGAGAAGCAUGACACACGGAGGCACGUGACAGGAGCUGCCCGGCAAUCCUGAGCGAUUUGAUCCUUAUAUCAUGGUGCUGGGCUCCAGGAGGUUCACGUCAGGGAAGUGUUACUGGGAGGUGGAGGUGGAAGACAAGGUGGAGUGGGACGUGGGGGUGUGCAGAGAAUCUGUGGGCAGGAAGGGGCAAGUUAUAUUGUCUCCUAGCAAUGGAUUCUGGAGACUCUGGCUGAGGAAUGGAGAUAAGUACAAGGCCUUGAUCUCCCACCCAACCCCCCUCAUUGACAGCGUGCGGCCCAGUCAGGUGGGGAUUUUCCUAGACUACAAGGCUGGUGAGAUCUCACUUUACAAUGUGACAGACAGGACCCAUCUAUAUUCAUACAGCGGAGCCUUCUAUGGGGUUCUGCGGCCUUUUUUCAGCCCUGGCCUCAAUCGGGAAGGUGAAAACUUCGCUGACAAUCUACUAGAAGUCUCUGGGCUAGCUCCAGUAGGAAUCAAAGACACACACACGGGAGGAGCACCAAGUAAAAAAAGCUCCCCCCUCUACCAAUACCUCCCCCCACUCACACACUCUCCUCCUGCUGGGGCUCUGAUCUGGCUCCAUGGGGAAGGAGCCAUUGCGGUGAUGAGGAAUGCAGGAGUAGAUUUGGUCCCAACCCAUGUGGCAGGAGAUGGUGAAGUGAGAUACAGACUAUGCUGAUUGCCCAAGGGAUUUCUAGGGGAGGAAAGUAAACGUGAAAAAAUAUGUAAGCAAAAUGAUAACUCAUUUGGCUAACUUUUAGAAAAAGUGACUAAUGAAAAAAGAAAAAGCCCAAGAAAAGUUGGUGACAAUUUUACUCUCUUUUUUUAAAUCACAAGUUUUAUUAAGUGUUUUUCACCAAAAUGUUGACAUUUGAAGUAGUUUUGACCAGCUCCAUACGUGGCUGAAAAACACAGGCUGUGGGGAAUUCAGAAAAAAUGUUGUCAAAUUCCUCCCCCUUUUUUUUUUUUUAAAUCAAACAUUUCAAUUUUUCAUUGCUGUUUCAAAAGUGGCUCUCGUGAUCAAUGAUUUCUGGGGUGCCUCAGGUUUUUUAACACCCAACCAGAGAUGCCUUAAAGCAGCCACACUGUUUUCAGAGGGAGGUUAGCUGAGCAGCCCCUUUCCUGGUGGCUGAAUUGGGGCACUCACAAUCAAAGGGACUGAAAUUUUAGGCACUAGUCCUGCAAACACUUAAGCUCCUGCUUAACUUUGUGCAAAUAGGUAAUGACCUUUGUGCGUCCUGCAGGUACCUUCAAUACGACUGCUUACAUCUACAGAGUUAAAAAUCAUGUGGUUGUAGGGACAGGGACUUAGGCUACUAAAAUUGAAUGAUAAGAUAAUGACAGUGAAUGAUGCUAGGAACACUGGGGAAAUGCCACACAAUGAACCCUAAAAUGAUCGUUUUUCUUGAUUCUGCUGAUGAAGAAACAAAAAAAAAAAUCCAAAAGCUGCCUUUAAUGGCAUAACAUUAGAUCUUACACAUAUGUAUGAAACCACUUUUGCUAAUGAGAUGACACAUUCCACAAGAUUUUGCAAGGGAUCUGCAGAUGUGUCUAACUUCAAAGCCUAAAACUACAGCUGAUCAAAAAUGAGAGCUAUUGAAACAGUUUUCGGAAUGGAUUCCCAUUAAAUUUCAGUGGGAACUGUGUGGCUAAAUCCCAACUGUGCUUUAAAAAAUUUCAAAUAUUGUUUUCUAAAGGUACAAGCUUGUUCAGCACUGAAACUGAAGUUUUAUCACUUAAAUUUACUUAAAUAUCCCACCAUUUAAAACUUGCAGUACUCAGGUUUCUGGAAUACAGGCAAGUUUCAUCUUAUGCAGGGAUUCUGUUCUGCGGUUAGCAUGUAAAGCGAAAACCGCAUAUAGUGAAACACUCAUUGAGUUGAAUGGCGGGCGGAAUCGCCCGCACUACAGAUGCAGUUUUUAUAUUGUUAUUUUUCUUUUUUUCCCCUGUUUUUGCCGACCGUGCAAAGCUGAAUUUGCGCAUGUUAAAUUCGCCUAAGAUGCGACUUGCCUGUAACAGCAUGCCAGUCUGAUCCUCUGAAUCAACAGAUUUCAGAGUAGCAGCUGUGUUAGUCUGUAUCUGCAAGUACUCCUGUUCUUUUUUUGAAUCAACAGAAAGACUGCUAUUGUCCACCAGGUCUGGAACAGACCUCAAAACUAAUUUACCAGAGACUUGAGCAAUAAUUUUUGUGUGUCUAUACUGUAAAAAUAUUUUUAAAAAUGGGCUGGCAAUAGGCAAAAUAAACCACAGUUAAGAUUGUAGUUAAAUUGUGGUUCAGUGCUGAAUUCUGUGAAAUCAGUGAAAAAUAAAAUGGAUAAAUUUUUAACAUUUUUGUAUCUGCCAUUAUCAAAACAUUUUUACGUUGAUAUCUUGGAGGGCAAAGAAUUAAGGUCAUAUUUUAUAAGUCAGAAUUUCUUUAGAGUGGUGCUUAAUCUUAUUACACAGGAGGGCCAAAUAAAUCCAAGUUGUGUAGACCAGAUUUUGCAUAUUUUAAUAAGAUUUAAAGUGCCCCAUAUUGAUUUAUAUUUUAAGUUCAGUUUGUUUCAUACGUAUUUAGAUAGUUUUCUUCUAUGUAUAGUAUUGUCUAUUCAAUGACAAAACACUAAUGAAUUGGCCGUUAGUAUAUUGUGUUGAAGCAGGCUGCGGACCUUAUGUAAUGCUCUGGUGGUCUGUGUAUGGCCCGUGGGCCAUAAAUUGGGUACCCUUGCUUUAGACAGGGAGGGUAAUUAACCAUUGGAACAAUUUAUCCAGGGUCAUGGUGAUACAAGAGGCUUUUUAGCUGCUCUGAUCCUGUGUAAGAAAUGCAGCACCCAGGAUAGAGGCAUACAGUCACACACAGCUGAAAACAAGCAGAGAGGGAGAAACAUCAUGGAAUUUGACUUACACAAAUUAGCAUAACAAAGGUGGUGACAGUAUCAUAAUACUUAGGCAUGCAUACAAGUGUAGUUAGUUUAAGAUUUAAGACUUUUUGUAAGUAGUACUUAAUGAUAAUUUAAAGUAGGUUUAGCUAGAAAUCCAAAAUGGAGGACUGAGGCGGAAUUGACCAAUAGUAGACAGAAGACUGGGAUCCAGCCUCUUCCCGGUCCUUCUUUUAGCAUCUCCAAAAAACAAGCUCCCAAACAAAUCUAUGCAAAAAUCAUGGAGCAGGUCCUCAAGGAAUCAAUUCAGAAGCCUUAGAGGAGAGGAAAGUGAUCAG